AGUCUGUUAACACGAGGUUGUAAGUGCGAGGCUUCAGGGGUGAGCUGCUGGUGAGGCGGUCAGCGCAAUGCCCAAGGCUAAGGGCAAAACUCGGAGGCAGAAGUUCGGCUAUAAUGUCAACCGAAAGCGUCUGAAUCGGAAUGCUCGACGGAAGGCAGCGCCACGGAUCGAGUGCUCCCACAUCCGACAUGCCUGGGACCACGCCAAAUCCGUGCGGCAGAACCUGGCGGAGAUGGGGUUGGCCAUGGAUCCCAACAAGGCGGUUCCCCUCCGUAAGAAAAAGGUGAAGGCCAUGGGCAUGGACAUUGACGUGGAGGAGAGGCCUAAGGAGCUUGUGCGGAAGCCCUAUGUGCUAAAUGAUCUAGAAGCAGAAGCCAGCCUCCCAGAAAAGAAAGGAAACACCCUGUCUCGGGACCUCAUUGAUUAUGUCCGCUACAUGGUGGAGAAUCAUGGAGAGGACUAUAAGCGGACACAACAUCUUUGUUGGUAUGUGGUGCUGAGGAUCCAACCCGGGCCGCACGCAUGCCAGGCGAGCGCACUAUCGCUUGAGCCACAUCCUUAGCCCUCGAUGUUGUUUUUAAAGAACUGAACAACUUAAACUAGUUGCCAUUUUAGGUGUGGGAGGGAUAAAACCAUAUAUAUAUAUAUUUUUUUUUUAGAAGAGAGAAUUUUUAAUAUUUAUUUUUUCAGUUUUUGGUGGACACAAUAUCUUUAUUUUUAUGUGGUGCUGAGGAUCGAACCCAGUGCCCCCCGCAUGCCAGGCGAGCGCGUUAUCUCUUGAGCCACAUCCCCAGCCUGGUAUAUAUUUUUGAUUUUUUUUUUUUUUUAAUUGAAAGAGCUGGCUAUACUGGACCUCUGCGCUGGUUGUCUAUGGGAAAGGAACUAUUUAGCGGGCUAUAGUUCCUAUUUGGCCCACUGAACUCUUGGUUCUACCUGGUCCUUAAAGACAUUUGUACCCAUUUCCCUAGCCCCAUAGUACAGAAGGGUUCCACAUAUACCAUGGUUUUUUGAGGUGAGGCAUCUGGACCUCAAGGUAGGAAAUGGCUUGCUCAAUUCAGGCAGAGCCAUUGAAGCCAGAAUUAGACAAGCAGUCAGUAUAGAUAGGUAAAUCAAGUCAGGUUGAUCAAGGAAAUCAAUUUUGAAUGAGUAUGGAAAGUUGGAGACUGUCCCCUGAGGGACUGAAAUCUUAAUUCCUUCAGAGCCCUUCCUCCACCCUUAUCAAGAACCUGCCCCUGCUCCAAUCUGUUGCUAAGGUAACCUAUCCCAGGAAUUGCCCCUCCCUACUGGGAGCUAUGUGUCCUGGGCUGCUCCAUCCUGCCCUUCCCCCUUCAGCCCACCUUUUUCCCACCUUUUGGCCACCACACCAAGCAUUCCUGGGCCUAGUCAUGUAAGCAGGAAAGAGGGAUAAAGGCAAAAUACCUCGCUUCUUGGCAUACUAGGAUACCAGCUAUGCCCCCUUCUCCCGAGAGAAGUCUGUUACCCUCUUUUAAAUAAACACUGCUUUAUAUGCUU
Ictidomys tridecemlineatus (thirteen-lined ground squirrel) is the source of this 1512-nucleotide messenger RNA. RefSeq names its product NOP16 nucleolar protein (gene Nop16). Gene Ontology annotation, biological process: ribosomal large subunit biogenesis. NCBI's taxonomy places the organism in Eukaryota, Metazoa, Chordata, Mammalia, Rodentia, Sciuridae. Gene Ontology annotation, cellular component: nucleolus. The record is from RefSeq and is a predicted model, not a curated record.